AUGAACGAUGACAAGAGAACAGAACUGCAGCAGCUGAAUCUCAUAGCUUGGGGUGGAGAAGAUGUCUUCCCACUCACAGAAAAGAAACUGGAUUCUAGUAUGAAGAAGAAUACCGGCUUCAUAAGAAAGCUAAGGCAAGGCAUCACGAAAGAUGUUAAGGCAAGUCUGCUAAAGGAUAUUGCGGAGCUUUCGUUGACCAAAUAUUUAUCAGAACUAGUGGUUACGGCCAACGAAGGGAUAGGCAAAGUCUCAAACAAGACGGAUGAUAUCAAUGCUUGUGUUGAAGUCAUCAGUGCGUUACAUCAGCGGUUUAGCCAUCAGUUCACACCAGCUUUGAUGGAACUCUUCUUACAGAACUUCACAGCCUGUCAGACAGAAGGUGAGAAUGACAAGGAAGAGAUUGCAAAAAUGAUGAAAAUUCGCUCAAACGUGAGAAUAUUCACCGAGUUUUACCUGGCCGGACUAUUCAACAAUGUGGAGUUUAUAUCCAAGGACAACUUACCGGCUUUCAUUGCUAAAAGACUAGCUAAGAAAGAACCUUUGAUUUUCACGAUUCUGAAAAAAGUUUUGAAUUACCGUUUCAAAACAGGCUUACCCACAUUGGUAGCUUCAUCUUUCGUGACCAAGUUCCCACAAUUUUUCUCAGAUGUCGCCGAUCAAGAAUCAUCACUUAUGGACCCCGACACCAAGAAGCUUCUAGUUUCGCUCCUCAGAGCAUUCACCGAAGCUUCCAUCUCUCAACUCAUUGAACUCAGCAAGACACUCAGCAAGUUAAUGAAGGAACACCAAAAAGCGCAAAUAAGAACCGGAAAAAGCACCGACGAGUUUAUUGAAGAGCAUGAUAGGAUCAUCCCUAUUUUUGAAAGAUUUCAGAGCGCAGUAGAAGUUCUUUCGGAAGUGUUUAGCAUGGAGGCACCUAAACUCGAGAAAUCGACUGAAGACGUUGCCAUUACCUCUAGUCCUGUGAUAGUUAACCAGCAAAAGUCGGCAUCGGAUAAGAUGUGGGAAAAUGAAGAGACAAGGCGGUUUUACGAGUGUCUCCCUGAUCUGUCAGGCGUUAUAACGUCCUCGGACGAAAAAAUCUCGGCUGAUUCUCAAAAGCUUAACGAUUUUUUCCUUGGCCUAGAGAUGGCAGAUACAAAGGAAGCAAUUGAUGAAUUAUCCUCGAGGUUUUGGACCGACGCACUUAAUAAAAAGGCGACGAGAAAGAGACUAUUGAAGUUUUUCAUCGAAACUCUGGAUUGGAGUAAGCUCAAAAUAUAUGCUCGUUUUGUUGCGUCUAAUUCCGAAAACUUGUCGGACGUUAGAGAUGAACUUAUUCAAUAUUUGGACAAUGGUUUCAGAAGUCAGCUAUGGUCUACUAAAAUCAACGUUAAAAAUAUCAUAUUUUUCAGUGAAAUGGUCAAGUUCAGGCUCGUUCCUUCUUACUUAAUCUUCCACAAGAUCAGAACCUUGACAAUGAAUAUCCAGAUACCGAACAAUAUCGAAAUUUUGACCGUUCUCUUUGAGAACUUCGGCAAGUUUCUCAUAAACAGUCCACAAUACAAAACACAGAUGGAGAAAAUGAUUGACUUAAUCCAGCAAAAGAGAAAAGAGCACGAUUUGACAGUAAGCAAUAAAUGUGCUCUAGACAACCUUUUAGUCUUGAUUUACCCACCAUCUUUGAAGAAACUCAACUCGGCGUCCAGAGAGCUGUCCGCGGAGCAAAAGUAUUAUCGUAUCCUACUGCGCAAGGAGCUCCAUUCGUUACCACCAGAGAGGUUAGUGAAGUUAAUACGGCGUGCUGACUGGAAGGACAAGAGUAUCUACAAAACGAUGGUGUCUUUAUUUUCUAAACCUGAAAAAUUAAGCUAUCAGUCGCUGGAUGUGCUUGCAACCGUACUCAAAGGCUUGUUCCCUCAUCAUCGGAAUUUUGUCGUCCAAGUCAUAGACGGUGUAGUGGAAGGCAUAGAGAGGGGACUGGAGAUAAACGACUUUUCAUUAAGCAUGGUAAGGAUUGCUCAAAUGAGGUACGUGUCGUCACUGUACAACAAUAGCCUUCUCAAGAUUGAGGUAGUCCUGGACAUUUUAUUCAAGGUCCUUUUAUUUGGCAGCACACGAGAAGGAAAUCUUCCGGUUUUCAAUAAUGAGUAUGACUUACCAAAUAGUUACUUCCGGAUCAAUUUGGUAACCACAACAUUGCUCAGUAUAAACGAGUUGUCCUCCAGUAAGCUGGAAAAGCUUUUUGUCUUUUUACGCUUUUUCGAAUUUUACACACUCAACAAGGAGCAACCGUUACCUAUGGACGUCGAAGUCAAAGUUUCCAGGGUUUUUGAUAGGUUCACAAGUAAUUCGCAGUUUGAAAGGUGCAAAAACGUGGCUGACAGUGGUAAAUACCUAUCGGAGUAUUUCGCAACGUUGCAAAAUAGCGAAGCAUACGGAAGGCAUGUUGACGAGGAUUUAGACGAUGACGAGGAUGACGAUGAUUAUGAAAUAUAUGAAGAUGAUGACGAUAAGGAAAUCGAGAGUGAGUACGAAAACGCUGAGAACAAUGAUAGCAUUUCCAAUGAAUCAAGUGACGAGACAGGCAGUAGCAGUGACGACUCAGAUGACGGCCAUCGCGCAGACGAAGACGACGAUGCCUCUGAUGAUGAACUGGAACGGAAACGUAUGCAAGAAGCUCAUAUAUCGAAGCUGAGGUCCGCAGAAGAGAUAAAGGCCGAGGAAGAACUCGAUAGACAAUUUCAGCAGUUAGUCCAAGAAUCUUUGGAAAGCCGUCGGAAUGAGAAAAUCUCGUCAAGUAAUAUCCCCAUGAUAUCCUCAGGCUAUAGCACGGGUGCAGAGACAGGAAAAAUACCUGCCCCUGCGACACUUAAUGAAAGCCAGGAUUCAAAAUCCAAAAAAGUGGCAUUUACGUUCCUUAGCAAGUCUGGAAAAAAAACCCAAGCUCGAACUUUGGAGCUUCCCAGAAAUGUCACGUUCGUUUCAGGAGUGCUGGAAGAGGAAAGGAAGCUGAAGGAAGAGCGAGAAAAGAUCAAAAACAUUGUCUUGAGCCAGAAAUUCGAGUAA
Messenger RNA from Lachancea sp. 'fantastica', 3048 nucleotides. Lineage: Eukaryota; Fungi; Ascomycota; Saccharomycetes; Saccharomycetales; Saccharomycetaceae. The record is from the annotation of a GenBank genome assembly.